Messenger RNA from Trichoderma virens Gv29-8, 1498 nucleotides. RefSeq lists its product as uncharacterized. Gene Ontology annotation, biological process: 'de novo' AMP biosynthetic process; IMP metabolic process. NCBI's taxonomy places the organism in Eukaryota, Fungi, Ascomycota, Sordariomycetes, Hypocreales, Hypocreaceae. Gene Ontology annotation, molecular function: adenylosuccinate synthase activity; GTP binding. The transcript has 25 exons. Gene Ontology annotation, cellular component: cytoplasm. Bases 50 to 1336 code for a protein of 428 amino acids. The record is from RefSeq and is a predicted model, not a curated record.
AAUUCGACUCGCUAUCCAACACCACAGCGAAUUAUCCCCAGUCGCAAUCAUGCCUAUCAAGGUUGUCUUGGGAGCCCAAUGGGGCGAUGAAGGAAAGGGCAAAUUGACCGACAUUCUCGCGCCCGAGGCUCAGCUCUGCGCGAGAGCUGCCGGAGGCCAUAACGCAGGUCACUCCAUUGUCGCCAACGGUGUUGCGUACAGCUUUCACCUGCUCCCUUCCGGUCUCAUCAACCCGAACUGCAUGAACUUCAUCGGUUCCGACGUCGUCUUCCACGUCCCUUCGUUUUUCUCAGAAUUGAAGCAGCUUGACGAGAAAGGACUCCCUAAUGUCUACGAUCGGAUUCUCGUGUCUGACAGAGUUCAUAUCAACUUUGACCUUCACGCUGCUGUCGAUGGUCUCGAGGAGAUCGAGCUAGGAGAGCGCAAGAUCGGCACCACUGGCCGCGGAAUUAUAACUAACUUUACUGUGAACGGACCAUCAUACAGUACCAAGGCGGCUAGAAGUGGAAUCCGUUUGGCCGACAUGUUCGACCAAGAACUCUUCGAAGCCAAACUGCGUCGACUAGCACAUGGCUACAAGGCCCGAUACGGUGAUCUGCUCAAGUACGAUGUCGAGGAAGAGAUUGAGAGAUUCCGAGGAUACCGUACGGAGCUCGCAAAGUACGCCGUUGAUGGCUUGACCUUUAUGUAUUCUGCACAAACGAGCAACUCGAACAUCAUUAUUGAGGGUGCAAAUGCCGUAAUGCUCGACAUUUCGAUGGGAUCAUACCCUUAUGUCACUUCAUCCAACACCACAAUUUCUGGCAUCAUCGCCGGCUUGAACCUCAACCCUAAGGGCAUUACAGAGACCAUCGGAGUGGUAAAAGCCUACACCACACGUGUUGGCGCUGGCGCUUUCAUGACAGAAGAUCUCGGAGAGGUUGGAACGAAACUCCAGGAGAUUGGCCGAGAAUGGGGAACAUCCACCGGCCGAAGACGUCGCUAUCUCGUUGUUGUGAAGCAUGGUCACAUGAUCAACUACUACACGGCGUUGAACUUGACGAAGCUCGAUGUACUCGAUACCUUCGAGACAAUCAAGAUAGCCAUUGCCUACAAGGAUAAGAGCACAGGCAAGGAGCUUGACUUUUAUCCGGCGGACCACAACAUUCUAGACAACGCCGAAGUCGUUUACCACGAAAUGCCUGGGUGGAAGAAGUCGACGAUCAACGCCCGGACAUACUCUGAUCUUCCCAAGGAGGCCCAAGAUUAUGUCGAGUACAUUGAGAAGUUCGUUGGAGUCAAGGUAAAAUGGAUCGGCACUGGUCCUGACCGUGAAGCUAUGAUCGCGCGUAACUAGGUGAUCUAGUGACGUGCUUUAUGCUUGUUACCGGCGAUGAAGCGCCCUUUGAAAGCUUUUAUGCGCAUCAAGCGCUUGAAGCCCCUAGCCGAAGCACUGUGAUCAGUGUAUAUAGAGAACUGGUAGCAUACAACCCAAUAGAUGGAUAUUUAGGCUCCUGUU